CUUAUUUCAUAUCACGCUCUUCACGAGGAUCAAUUUUGCGCAGGAUUACUCCUACUUUCUGCGUUGGUGUCUGGUUCAAAUUAAUAUCGAGUUGUCCUAGCAUGCCACUAAAUAGACAUGUCUUGCCAGAGAUAAAAAACAGCAAAGAUGUCUGACACCAUAUUUAGCGUUGACAUGAACCCUUUCUAAAAAUCAUACUGCCAACCACCCAAUGAUGCAAAACCAAAAGAGCAGAUCACAGCUACGUUUUCCAUAGAAAGUUCAAAUACUAAAAUAUUCAGGAGGUUCAAACAUGAUAACUGAUGAUGAUGUGGUCGGAGUUGUUUCUGUACAGGUCUUUUUCCCUCGCUCAGGCUUUGGCAUGUUUGGUAUUGGAUUUUGUUUGCGAGCAGCUCAAUUGUGGGUUGGGCAAGGUCUGGCGCAGAAUUGAUUCUCGUAUGAGGACAUAACGUAAGCUUGCGUUGGCCGUAUGGGCAGUAUUUGCGGAAGAAAGAAUAAUUUCAACAGCGAAACACAGUGAACAGUCCACUAUGCUUGGUGUUGGAUUCAAAGCAGAGCGACUUCGAGUUAAUCUUCGGCUGGUCAUCAACCGGCUUAAACUCCUUGAGAAGAAGAAAACCGAGCUCGCUCAGAAAGCACGGAAGGAAAUUGCAGAUUACUUGUCGUCGGGGAAGGAUGAAAGAGCACGGAUCCGGGUGGAACAUAUCAUCAGAGAGGACUACCUGGUGGAGGCCAUGGAGAUUCUUGAGCUGUACUGUGACCUGCUGCUUGCUCGUUUUGGCCUCAUCCAGUCCAUGAAGGAACUUGACCCUGGCCUGCAAGAAGCAGUGUCCACUCUCAUCUGGGCUGCUCCUCGCCUACAGACUGAAGUCUCUGAACUGAAGAUUGUGUCUGACCAGCUGUGUGCCAAAUACAGCAAGGAAUAUGGCAAGUUGUGUAGGACAAACCAGAUUGGAACUGUCAAUGACAGGCUGAUGCACAAGCUGAGUGUGGAGGCCCCUCCAAAGAUCCUAGUGGAGCGCUACCUCAUUGAGAUUGCCAAGAACUACAAUGUGCCAUAUGAGCCAGAUGCUUUGGUCAGGCCUGAGGUCUGCCCAGGUGAGGAAGCUGACCUUAUAGAUGUGGACAUUGACAGUAAGAAGCCAGGGGGUGGAGGUGGGGGUGGUGGAGGGUUCACUGCACCACCUGCUGCCAUACCUACGUCGAUGCCAAUGCCCAUGCCCACUGCCUUUAACUACCCAUCUCCCAAAGGAUCAGAGCCCUUCGUUGGCCCUGUGGGCACCUACGAUGGCUUUAGCAACUUCCAGCCUCCAAUAAGAGGAGGGCAGCCACCACAACUGCCCAGCAGUCCCCCUACCUAUGAGUCCAUCAAUGAAUUGUCUCGCAAACCUUCUGUUCCUCCCCAGGAAUCUGGUCCUGGCCCCUCCUCCCAGAUCUAUGACAACACUGCCCUUCCUGAGCUGCCCUCAGUUCCUGACACACUUCCUGCUUCUUCCUUUGGUGGAAAUACUGCACCUUCAGAUGACAUCGACUUUGAUGACUUGUCACGACGUUUUGAGGAACUGAAGAAGAAAACUUAAUUCUAAAAUAUCCCCAGAAUUCUGUAAUCUGUUAAUGCAGCUAUCUGCAAAGGGUAAAGCACUGGUCAAUUUAGGAAAUGAAUUCUGUCUUGAAGUUACUAUCUUUCUUCUUAUAACCGAUCCCGAUCUUAUGUCAUUUUAAGACAAAAAGGUUUCUUACUAAUAGCAGGGGAGGUUUUUAAUGACAUUAAGCUUGUCUUUAGAAGGAGAUUCAAUGUGAAGGAAAAUCUUACUGAUAGUUAAAAUCAUCUCUUAGCUGUCAGUACCAAAACCUUUUAAAUCCAAGCUGAUCAAGAUGGCAUCAUACGGGAACUUUUUCAGUAAGCAGUUUGGAUGUGUAAUGACCUUUUUAAUAGCAUCUGCUUUAACUUAUAGUGCUAUUUGUAGAAUAGUUGUAAAGCUAAGUCAGCAUGCCUAGUCAUGUGGAAAUACAGUUGAUAACCAUGAUGCAAAUAUCUUGGCAUGGAAAGCUAGCUGCAAAGGACACAAACUGUGGGAACGACAAAUAUGAUACUCCAAAUAGGCUGUGCAUCCACUUUGCAGCACAGCUGUGAACCCAGAAUAACUCAAUGUUCCAGCUUGCAUCUGGUGGUUUUCAACCAUUUUUUUCAAUUUGUCAGUUUUAGGAGUAAUUAUACCUGAUGUUUUUCAGAGCCCAGUCUUAAAUGUAUAUCACUCUUUCAGGUGCUAUCACAUUAAUGGGCUUUUAUCUAUUAAACAUGAAUAUGCAUGUUUAUGUAAAGAAUGAAAAUUGAUGAAGGAAUGGUUUCUAUAAGAGUGAAAUAGCCUCUAGGACAGCAUUUUCUAUAUAAGUAUGGUACUGGGGAACUCUUUAUUAAAUGUAUCUGAAAUGGCCAAUCAGACUAGCCUGCUAUUAGGAAUAAUCAAAGGUAAAGGUGGAAAGGAUAGCUCUCCGUUACUUACUAUGGCUAGCUUGCAUCAGAUUGCACUGAACUGGUGACAUACAAAACUGUAAACAUUUGUGAAGUUAUAGAGGUGGGAGGUGCAGUGAUUAAUUUUGUAAAACAUGGGGUAGUGUUAGAUUAUUACCCACUGGAAUGACUGUUUUAUCUGUACAAUGCUGAGAAGAUGAAGUUAUAUGACUGCCACAGCAUAAAAUGUAUACUGUAUGUCACUAUAUAUGUUUCCUGUUUUCCUAAGCUGUCUUUACUAAAUAUUUAUGUUUUCAGAUCCACGUAAGAUCAUUUCAUAUGUUGACAUUUUUAGUUAUAGAGAGGAAAAAACAUUCUAAUUCUAAAAGACAACACAGGGUGAAUUAUCAAAAAUUCUGCAUUACAGCAAAGGGUGUCAAGUAAUCUGAACGUUUAUUAGAGUGUACAAUAGAAAAGAGAUAAUUAAGAUGCUGUGUUGAUAGUAGACUGACCACACAGAAUGAUAUUGUGUCAUACCACCCUUAGUUUGUGUUAGCUAUCCUCCAUAGCUAGCCUUUGCAUUUCAUAUUU
Molecule: messenger RNA, 3043 nt
Organism: Megalops cyprinoides (Indo-Pacific tarpon)
Lineage: Eukaryota; Metazoa; Chordata; Actinopteri; Elopiformes; Megalopidae
Product: IST1 homolog
Exons: 10
Coding region: 531-1580 (349 amino acids)
Biological process (GO): protein transport
Source: RefSeq, a predicted model, not a curated record